Messenger RNA from Sodiomyces alkalinus F11, 1408 nucleotides. RefSeq names its product pyridoxamine phosphate oxidase. Bases 326 to 1153 code for a protein of 275 amino acids. The record is from RefSeq and is a predicted model, not a curated record. The transcript has a single exon. Lineage: Eukaryota; Fungi; Ascomycota; Sordariomycetes; Glomerellales; Plectosphaerellaceae.
AAUGCGGGCCAAUUCCCUCCGCGGUGGGGUUGAAGGACCAAGAUGCCGCCUUUCUCAUCCCAGCCACAACUCCAACUGUGACUAAUUGAUACGUAUAUAUCGUGUCUAUUCCGUCCAGGGGUUCGGCUUUGCUUUGGAGCGCCGUCUCCAUUUUUUACAUCAACGUCACCGGCAUUGUCACCGAUGCCAAAUAUCACCACCUCUUCACAUACGUUCCCACUGGUUUUGAACUCCCUCCGAUCGGCAUCGCCACCACCACCACCACCACCACCACCUCUUUCUCAAGGUUCUUGAAGGAGGGGAAAUAAAAGCUUAACGAGUCAGGAUGAAGCUCUAUCCGUCUUUAUCCCCAGAAUUGGCGGCUUGGGCCGCCCGGCAACCGGUCUUUUUCACGGGCUCAGCCGGCACACAUACGCCUCGCAUCAAUGUUUCACCCAAGGGUUACACCUCCUCGCACUUUGCCAUAUUCGACUCCAACACCAUCGCCUACGUCGAUCGGAGUGGCUCGGGAUGCGAGACGAUCGCGAACGGCUACGACAACGGCCGCCUGACGCUCUUGUUCAUCUCAUUCGGUCGCUCCCCGCGCAUCCUGCGCCUCUUCUGCCGCAUGAAGAUCAUCGAGCGCGGCGACCGGGAGUUCGAUUCCUGGUUUAACCGCGUCGUGGCGGACCGUCGCGCCCGUGACACCUUGGAGGAUGUGCGCGCCGUCAUCGUGGGUCACGUCUGGCAGGUACAGACAAGCUGUGGGUACACGGUCCCCAGAGUCAAGCGGCAGUUGCUGUCAUCGGGAGGAGCAGCGGCCGGGGAGGAGGAGGAGGGGCAAAAAAAGGAAGACGAUGACCCGGAAGGUCUCUCGGUCUUUGAGGAGCGGCCCACCCUGGACGACUAUUGGAAGAAGAGACCUGGGGAGCGCGCCAUUACCGAGUACCAGAUUCUGAAAAACCUGGCAAGUCUCGAUGGUCUGCCGGGGCUAAGGAAGGCCAGAAGGGCUGCAGGACAGUCGAUUUGGCUCACGGAUUUGAAGGCCCGGGUGCGCCGAGCACUCGCCGAAAAGGAUGGGAUGAUCUUGGGUGCAUUGUUAGUUGUGUUCUUCUAUGCCUCUGUAGUGUUUGGUCCAGCUUAUCUUGGUCUUUUGUCGGCUGCACGGGAUUAGACUGGUUUGUUAUUGCUGGUUUUGUUUUUCUUUUUUUCUUUUUCUUUACCACUGCUUUGUGUCCCUAUGCUAUGAUGGUAGAGGGAGUUAUCUAGAGCUUCACGGAGGAUCAUAUCCUUUUCUGUUUUUUCCCUUGUUUUUUUCAUCGAGGAGAAAGUCAAGCUGCCUUUCUCACGAUGGGCAGCCUGGCAAAGACUCCCUUACGGUUGACAAUUAAAAAUGUACCCUUGUGAGACUUCUCUUCGUGCCCCCAUC